Molecule: messenger RNA, 1611 nt
Organism: Parasteatoda tepidariorum (common house spider)
Lineage: Eukaryota; Metazoa; Arthropoda; Arachnida; Araneae; Theridiidae
Source: RefSeq, a predicted model, not a curated record
AUGAUUUUAAUAGAUCAGAGUCAAACCAAACUUUUAAGAAUUCUUUGGAGGGAGGGAGUAGAUGACCCAGUUAAGACCUACGAACUAAAAACUGUCACCUAUGGCACAACUAGUGCACCUUACCUGGCCACAAGAGUUUUAUUGCAAUUAGCAAGAGAUGAGUCUAACAACUAUCCUCGAGCUUGUCCAGUGUUAGAAAAAGAUUUUUAUGUAGAUGAUGUUUUGAGUGGUGCUGACUCCUUGAGUAAAGCCAAAAAAUUGCAAUUAGAGUUAUCAAAGGUUUUAAAUAGUGGCGGCAUGCUCCUGCACAAGUGGUACUGCAACAACCCGGAAUUAACAGGGUCUGACAAUAACUAUAAUUUCCAAGAUGAGACAAAGACACUCGGUGUAAUUUGGAAACCUGCCGAUGAUCAUUUUGCGUUCCAAACUUCCAUUGAAAGUACUGUACCACCAACAAAGAGAUCAGUGCUGUCAAUAAUAGCACGCAUUUACGACCCUCUUGGUAUUUUGGGUCCGGUGAUCACAAAAGCGAAAAUCUUUUUACAACAAUUGUGGUGUCUUAAGCUUGACUGGAACGAUCCGCUUCCUGAAAUGGAGGCUCAACAGUGGGAAGGCUUCAGCAAUGCUUUGCCAUCAAUUAACAUUAUCAGUAUUAAGAGAUGCAUUUUAAUAGAAAAUCCAGUGCAUAUUGAGCUUCACGGAUUUACGGACGCUUCCGAAUCUGCCUACGGAUGCUUCAUUUAUUGCAAAUCAUAUUCAAACGAUGAUACCAUUGAAGUGAACUUGAUUUGUGGUAAAUCAAGGGUAUCGCCUCUUAAGCGUGUUACGAUUCCAAGAUUAGAGUUAUGUGCUGCUGUCCUUUUGGCAAGACUCAUAACCAAAGUGAAAAGUGCUUUAGAAUUUGAAUCAGCUGACAUUUUCCUGUGGAGUGAUUCGAUGAUCGUCCUCUCCUGGAUACGGAAAGAGCCGUUUCAUUUAAAAACAUACAUUGCGAACCGGGUAGCAUCAAUUCAACACUUGACACAAGUUCAACAAUGGCGUCACGUAUCUUCUGAGAACAAUCCGGCGGAUCUCAUCUCCAGAGGGAUGAAUCCUGAGAAGUUGAAUGGAAAUAAACUGUGGUUCAAGGGACCUGAUUUUCUGAAUGAGCGAGAGUAUCCCAAUCGGGAAAUUCCGUCAUCGAUCCUAAAUGAUGAGUUCACCUGCGAGAUUAGACAUUCAGAGCAAAUUAGCUUACUUGUGCUUACUAUGACGUCGAACCUUUUUAUUCUUGAAUUACUUGAUAUUAGCAAUAGUUAUUCUAAAGUAUUGCAUGUUAUUAGUUAUCUUUUCAGAUUUAUCCACAAUGUAAGGAAUCCUGGAAAUAGGAUGUUGGGGCCUCAUACUACGAAAGAAAGAAGUAAGAGUGAAACCUUUCUGAUAAAAAACGUACAAGGUAUAGCGUUUGCAGAAGAUCUGCAGUGUUUAAGGGCUCAACAAAACGUGCCACACAAAAGUAAGAUAAAAAAUUUAAAUCCUUUUUUAGAUGAAGAAGGAGUGUUAAGAGUAAAUGGCAGAAUAAAUCAUGCUAAGGUAGAAUUUAAUAGUAAAUUUCAANCUAGUGCUCCUUAA